UCAGAGCUUCUCUCUCUAAAAACUCUCUCUUUCUCUCUCUAAAACCCUUUCUCUCUCUAUCUCUCCUCUCCCGUCUCUCAUUGUGUGUGUACAUGUAUAUGGUUAGGUUCUCGUAUUGGGAUGAGCUUCACAGCAGAUAGAUAAGUAAAAAGCUUUUAAUGGCUCCGACAAGAAAAUCUAGAAGUGUGAAAAGAUUUUCUACCAUAAAUGAGGUACCUCAUGAGAAAGAUGGUAGGAACUUGGGCAAAAGUAAGCAGCGGAAGAAGAAAUAUUAUGACAAAUUAGGACCUCAAUGGAGCAAGGAAGAGCUUGAGCGGUUUUAUGAAGCCUAUCGGAAGUAUGGGAAAGACUGGAAGAAGGUGGCUGCCGUAGUGCAUAACAGAUCCAUUGAAAUGGUGGAGGCCCUUUACACUACAAACCGGGCAUACUUAUCCUUGCCAGAGGGUACGGCUUCUGUGGUUGGCCUUAUAGCAAUGAUGACAGAUUACUACAAUGUCCUGGAAGAGAGUGAUAGUGAAAGAGAGAGCAAUGAAGCUUUGACAUCUGAAAAACCUCUGAAACGCAAACGGGGUAAAGUUCAGCCAAGUGUCUCAAAAGAUCCUUGCCAGUCUCGGUCAAUUGCAUCUAGUGAUGGUUAUUUAUCUUUUUUGAAGAGGAGACGCUUUGAUGGUAAUGAGCCUUGUGCAAAGGGGAAAAGGACACCUCGCUUUCCCGUUUCAUAUUCACUUAAGAGAGAUGAUGCAGAAAUUAAUGUAUCACCAAAUAAAAGAGGCCGGAAGUCUGAUUCUGAUGCUAAUGAUGAUGAAGUCGCCCAUGGGGCAGCAUUGGCUUUAGCUGAGGUUUCACAGAGAGGAGGCUCUCCCCAGAUUUCUCAAACACCAUACAGAAGAACAGAGCACAUCAAAUCUGCACCUCUUCGGACCUGGGGAAAAAUGCAUCAACAAUCUGACACAGCUCAGGCCAACCUUCGUUAUGCUGCCAUGGAUGAAAACUGGUUGGAAGGUAGUAUAGGAAGUAGAGGAGUUGAAAAUGGCGAUUAUGCAAGAGAUACUAGCUCCUUGAUGGAUAUGGAAGGUGUAGGCACGGUAGAAGUUCGUCGAAAGGGGAAGAAGUUUUACAGAAAGAAAGAGAAAGUUCAAGACAUUGCAAACCAUCAGUAUGAUGAUGGUGGAGAAGCCUGUAGUGGUACUGAGGAAGGACUUAACUCUGGUGUCUCCAAAGGAAAAUUUGACAUUGAAGUUUCAAAUUCAAAAUCUGAGAGAUUCUCUCCACAAGGUCAAAGGAAGAGAAGCAAGAAACUCUCCUUUGGAGGUGAAAGUACUGGCUUGGAUGCUCUGCUGGAACUGGCUGAUUUGUCUCUAAAGAUGCCCAUAUCAAGAAUGGAAUCUGACUCAUCUGUCCAAUUGAAGGAAGAAAGAGCAAUUCUUGAUAUGGAUGAUAAGGCCAGUUUACCAGAAGCUAUGUCUACAAGCCAUUGUGCAGACAAAAAUAAAUUUCUGGGGUCAAAACAGAAGGCACAUCAUACAAUUGCUGGAGUUGAUGGUACAACCUCCAGAAAAUUGAAAAUUGGAAGGGACCCAGCUAUUGAUGUUAAUGUUGCUUCUGAAGAGAAAGAACAGCUUCAGCUUGCCGAUAAAGCAUGGAAAAGAAAGCGCAAGUCCAUGGUAUCAAAGUUGCAGAUGUCAAAUGACAAAGCUCAUACCGAUUCUCUUCUAAGUGAACCUUUGAAGACUGAGGUCUUAGCUGAAGAAGAGAAUAAACCAGUGAUCAUAGGAAAACGUACCGAUCAAAGUUUUACUUUUUUGAAGCCCUGGAAAUCAGUCAGAUCAUCAGACGGUUCCUUGGAUAGUGAUCAGAAAAGAGCAGAGACUGAUCUAUCAGUAUCAACCACAGAAAUUCCUGCUGCAAGUCAAAGUAGUUUACCUUCUAAACGAAAGAGUAGGCGUAAAAUGGGUCAACCGAAACCAUUCUUGAAAGAGACAAAGUCUUCUCAUGGGAACAGGUUUAUAAAUCGACGUAAAUACUCCACCUCACCAUCAGAUAGACCACCCUAUCUAAAACAAAUGCUUCUUUGUUGCCUUUCAUCUUCUUUGGUCCGUAGAUGGUGCACUUUUGAAUGGUUUUACAGUGCAAUUGACUACCCUUGGUUUGCAAAAAGGGAGUUUGUGGAGUACUUAAAUCAUGUUGGACUGGGACACAUCCCAAGACUAACUCGUGUUGAAUGGGGUGUCAUAAGGAGUUCCCUUGGCAAGCCUAGGAGGUUUUCUGAACAUUUUCUUCUUGAAGAAAGGGAGAAACUUAAACAGUAUCGGGAUUCUGUGAGAAAACAUUAUACAGAACUUCGUACUGGUAUUAGGGAAGGACUUCCAACAGAUUUAGCCAGACCUCUAUCAGUUGGACAACGAGUAAUUGCUCUUCAUCCAAAAACAAGAGAAUUUCAUGAUGGAAGUGUGCUCACAGUUGAUCAAGAUAAGUGCAGGGUUCAGUUUGACCGUCCUGAGAUAGGAGUUUGGUUUGUCAAGGAUAUUGAUUGCAUGCCUUUAAAUCCAUUGGACAAUAUGCCGGAAGCUCUCAAGAGACAGAACAUUACCAUUGACAAAUUCUCUCUUCUAUCCAAGGAGCCACAAAUGAACGGGCAUCCAAAUUUUGGUGGAUCUAUGAUGUUUGCUUCAAGUGGGAAUCUAGACAAGGUCACAAGCCCCAAGAAUACCUUUGUACAGCAAGGAAAGGUGGAUACAAACCACGCCAUUGCACAAGCUAAGACAGCAGCUAUUGAUAUUGGUAGUUUACAACAAGAAGCCUAUAGUCAACCUUCUAUGCUGCCCCAAAAUCAUGCAAAGGAAGCUGAUAUUAGAGCUCUUACUGAGCUGACUCGUGCUCUUGAUAAAAAGGAAGCAUUGUUAAUGGAACUUAGGAGUACGAAUAAUGACAUAGUGGAAAACCAAAAUGAGGGAGAUUGCUCUUUGAAGGAUUCUGAACCUUUCAAGAAGCAUUACGCCAUGGUACUUGUACAGCUAAAGGAAGCCAGUGGCCAGGUUUCUUCUGCUUUACUUAAUUUGAGGCAGCGCAAUACUUAUCCAGGAAACACCCUGCAUCCCUGGCUGAAGCCCCCAAGCAAUUCCUGUUUAAAUGGCAGCCUUACAAGUUGUUAUGAUAAUUCUUUCAUAUCUCAAGAAUCAGGAUCUAGCGUAGUUGAAAUUGUCAACGGGUCAAGAUUGAGAGCACAUACAAUGGUAGAUGCUGCUAUUCAGGCAUUCACAUUGAGGAAGGAAGGGGAAGACGCUUUUGUGAGGAUUGGAGAGACUUUAGAUUCUAUUGAUAAUCAGCAAUUAACAUCUGACUCUGGUGUACCGGUAAUCAGGUCUCAGCAGCAGAUCAAUGGCGGUCUGGGUAACCAGAAUCAGCUGAGUUCCUGCAAAGCAGAGCCCCUUUUUUCCAGUGAUGCAUCUGGUGCAAAACCAUGUAAUGAUUCUGAUGAAAAUGAGGCACGAAUACCAUCAGGGCUUAUCACUUCCUGUGUUGCUACAUUGCUCAUGAUACAGACUUGUACUGAAAGACAGUAUCCUCCAGCUGAUGUGGCUCAGAUAUUAGAGUCUGCUCUUAAAAGCUUGCAUCCAUACUGUACUCAGAAUCUUUCUAUUUAUAGAGAGAUUCAAAUGUGUAUGGGAAGAAUCAAGACUCAAAUAUUAGCCCUUGUACCAACAACUUAAAUAUUAUGCUGCGCCGUUCAGUCUGUACAAUUAACCUUGUAAAUAUUAUGCUGGAAGAUUUGGUUUAAACCUCAGUCCCAUCCCCCCUUGUGAUUUAGCUAGCUGGGAUUAAUACUUACUAGUGAACAGUGAUAAUGUAAUUUAGCUUCAUCUUGUAAUUUAUUUUUCCCUUUUUUCCCUUUU
Molecule: messenger RNA, 3893 nt
Organism: Quercus lobata
Lineage: Eukaryota; Viridiplantae; Streptophyta; Magnoliopsida; Fagales; Fagaceae
Product: protein ALWAYS EARLY 2-like
Exons: 20
Coding region: 159-3710 (1183 amino acids)
Biological process (GO): DNA-templated transcription; regulation of transcription by RNA polymerase II; regulation of cell cycle
Cellular component (GO): nucleoplasm; transcription repressor complex
Molecular function (GO): DNA binding
Source: RefSeq, a predicted model, not a curated record